GUGGGUACAUAUGGGCAAGAUGUUGUUUAUCCCAAGUUUAAGAGAAGAUGUUUGGGAUAAAAAUUUUGAGAAAUGGAAUACCAGAAUGGAAGGCAAAGAGUGAACAAGCAAAGGCAAACUGUGGCUCUAAAAAAGGUGGCUCGUUGCACAUAGGAGGUUCGAUUACUUUUGAGGCCCAUAAACUAAGAAUGGAAAAGGAAAAAGGGCGAGAUGUGAGUUACACUAAGGUCUUCGAGGAGUUUCAUAAGAAAACGAAAAAGGAUAGUACAAGAGAACACUGGGUGAAAACGCAUGCGUCAGACACAUAUGAAGAUUAUCAUAAAAGGUUGGAAAAAUGGCAACAAACUCAGCCUCCUUCAACUCAACCAACACCUGAUGAUAUAGCUUUAUUGUGGACAGAGGCAGAGGGUGGAGCAAACAAAGGCAGAGUUUAUGGACUAGGAGUACAUCGAUCUACAGGUCAUCCAAACCCACUCUUAGCCAAUUCUUCUUCUCCUCAAAAUCAAGAACAGAUGGAAGAUAUGAGAAAUGAAAUUCGUAAAUUGAAGCAACAAUUGGACUCCUAAUACGGAACAUUUGUUAAGAUGCAGAAAUGCAUGCGUAAACAUGGGCAUGAUUUAUCUGAUGAUGAGGAUGAACAAACUGAAUAUGAUGUGUAGUAGUUUAGUUGUGAUGUUUUGGUUGAUUGGUAAACUUGAUUGUGAGAGACAACUUUAUGUAUUGCUUUCAAACUUGAAUAUGGGCUGCUAUCUGGAUGUUUUAUGCCCAAAAUUGUUAAGUUUAAAUGUUGGUAUUGUUGGUUUAAGUUGUGUUAA
Molecule: messenger RNA, 815 nt
Organism: Nicotiana tabacum (common tobacco)
Lineage: Eukaryota; Viridiplantae; Streptophyta; Magnoliopsida; Solanales; Solanaceae
Source: RefSeq, a predicted model, not a curated record